GGAGGCACAUCAGUGCUGGAAUUUCAAAACUUUUGAGAGGAUAGUUUUGGGUCGGUUGAAUGCAUCAAAUGUUUACACGUUCGCUAUGCAUUUACAUAUGAAAGUGAUGCUGUAACAUUAAUUAAAUAAAAAUACUUUUAAAGCGAACCUGUGGCUAGUUUGCCGAUUUAGCGUUUAAACUUACCUGAAAGUGAGUUGUAUGUGCUCUCAGCAUAAGUUGUUUGUUUUUUCCCGCAAUGUCAAUUUGUGUGAUUUUUACUUUGUUGACUUUUGUUCGGUUCUUUGUUUACUAGCUAAUUCCCUGAAAAAAAGUUAAUGUUAGACACGGACUGUGUUAAUGGAUAACUUGCUAGUCUACUAACGUCACUUGCUUUGGUGAAAAUGUCAACCACGAGUGUUUUCCGUUACCAACAACAAGAUGCUGAACUACAACAACAACCUAUUGAGUGCCCCCCAUCAUGCAAUGUCCAUCACCAGUCCUCCCGGAGCCCUGCUGGACAGGGACAGGAAGGCUGUGGGGACCCCGUCUCUGGGCGGAGGGGUGUCAAUGUACCAAAGAAGGCACUCCGUCACCCUACCCAACCACAACUCCAGCUCCAAGUUCAACCAGAACCAGUUUCUUAAUAGCCUGAAAACAUCUGACCCCACUUCCUGCUCCGUCGCCUCUGGGUUAAUCGGCAGUUGCAACAAGGAAAACCGCAUGAGGGACCGCUCCUUCUCCGAGACAGGCGAGAGGCUCCUGCACAAGUGCCUGGGUCCGGCUAGCCUUGCAGGCCUGGGGGUCCAGAGCCAGCCUCAGAACCAAAGCCAGGUCAACUCCAGCCGCUACAAGACGGAGCUGUGCCGGCCGUUCGAGGAGAACGGGACCUGCAAGUACGGCGACAAGUGUCAGUUCGCCCACGGCAUCCACGAACUUCGCUCCCUCAGCCGCCACCCUAAGUACAAAACCGAGCUGUGCCGCACCUUCCACACCAUCGGGUUCUGCCCCUACGGCCCCCGCUGUCACUUCAUCCACAAUGCAGAGGAGCGGCGUGGCCCUCCUCCUGGGCCCUCCUCCCCCUCCUCCUAUUCCCCUCUCUCCGGUAAGCUGGAGCGCCCCCGCCUGCAGCACAGCUACAGCUUUGCGGGGUUCCCCAGCUCUGGAGGCCUGAGGGGGAGGGACAGCCCUACCUCCGUCACCCCCCCACCCAUGUUCUCCCCGGACGAGGUGCCAGACUGGCCGAGCUCCAAUCCCUUCACGUACUCCAGCCAGGAGCUGGCCAAUCUGUUCGGCGCCAGCCUUGGGUCGGGCACCGCCGCAGUGACCGAGCCCAACACCCCCGCACCCCCGUCUCCCACCUGUACCCCGUACUUCUUCAGGCCCAUGUCGGAGUCCCCCACCCAGAUGUUUGAAUCUCCGUCCAGCCCCCCCCAGGACUCUCUGUCAGACCAGGAGGGCUACCAGAGCAGCUCGGGGGGAAGUCUCAGCGGGUCCGAGUCCCCGAGCCUGGACGCGAACCGACGCCUCCCCAUCUUCAGCCGCCUCUCCGUGUCCGACGACUAGACUGCGUCCGUGUAAUGCGUCUUACCCCCCCGCCUCGCUUGAGAAGAGGACAAAACGAGAACAUUGUUGAAAAAUGGCACUCCCAUGUUCCUUCUACCACAUAUCCCUGCCCCCUCUCCAACACAAAACAAUCAGUUUAGUUCCCCCCAAAAAUGAGGACCCAUGGGGCUUGUUUUCAAAUCACCCCAGGAAUCUCCUCUGCUGUUUCACCACCAUCCGCAGAGCCUAGCAUGUCUUCUGUCAUGGCAUCCCUCCAAUGUGGGAGAAGACAUUAAUGAACAAUGAGAACAACGAUGCGGGAAAAGACAGGCGUUUGUUAAAGAGACUGUUUUUGUUUAGCCAGGUACCUGCCUUUUCUUUGUGUUCUUGAAUGUGUAGCAUUGCAAGUAGCUCUCCGGCAUGGGGAAUGAGCAUAUCUUCACCACAACCCUGAACAACCACCCUCUGACGUUUCGAACUUCUGAAGCAUGCUUCCCGUCUAUUCUGUGCUGAGCUAGCUGCAGGGUGCUCACACAGUUACCCUAUCCUCAGAUCAACCACAGCCAUUUUUGCAAUACAGACUGAGCUGGAAAAAAAGUACACCUGAAACCCUUUGAAUAGUUUCAACAUGGCAUGUGAUGUGUGAGGGUUGAGCGGAUUGACGGACUACUGUCUGUUUUUUUUGUUUUGGUUCUUUCUCAUUGACUCAGUCUCCUUAGUGUCACAUGUCAUAGUUCUUUUCAGCUUUCUUCUUUGUUUAGUGUCUUAUGUAACUUCUGAGCAGACUUGAGAAUCUACAUCCAGAGAGUGACUUUGACAGACACGGGAAGUUCUUUUUGUUGUUGACUGUUUUCUCCCGUCGCUGGUCGUUUUGUGUAUCUGGGGAGGAAGGAUGUCUUUAUCUUUAAUGUCUAACUGGUUAUUAAACCUUUGUUUUUGUUUCUGACCCACCCUCUCCGCCCUGGCUGCCUCUGCGCUGCGGGCCCUGGGGAAUUCCAGCAUGGUGCAGUUGUUCCUGCAAGUUGAGAUGGGAUCUCUAAAGCUGUCCUUUUCCCCCUCUUCCUCCUCCAAAUCACUGUCUGUCUCUGUGGAGCGGUCUGUCAUUACAACUCCCAGCUUUGUACUUUUUAUUAUUUGUAUUCAUGUUGUUAUUAUUAUGGUUUUUGUUUGAAAACUUUCCAAGCACACGCUUGGCACUGCUUACUUAACUUAUCGAAACAUAUUUAUUGGUGAUCAUAUACAUUUUUUUUUUGUUAAUUUUGUUUUGUAUUUAUCUGGAUAAUGAACAAUAGAAUAUAUUUUCUUUAUGUUAAAUUAUGAUCUUCGGUAUUAAUCUAAAGAUUGUGAAGACGUUUUUGUCAAUUUCCUUUUUUUUCACAGUUUAAUAUAUUGUACUACAAUGACUUUUGUUUGCAAUUUGUCAAAAUGAAACUUAAUUUAAAGCAACAACAAAAAAAGCAGAAAAAGUUUUGUGUUUUGAUUAUUUAUUUGUAGACUUUUUUUAUGUUCUCCCCAAUAUUGGGCUAGUCGGACUACUGGUCUCCAGCUUUCAUUCAACCACUUGAAGCCUACAUUACCAAAAUCAUGUGACAUGGCAUACCAGUGGAAUGCAAGCUAAAAAGACCUGUACCCAGGCUGCACUGCAAUUCUUGCAACAAAAAAACUGCCACAUUCUCCUUCUGAAACUGUCCUAUCCUCACUUUUUAAAUGUUUUCUCUGAAGGUAACAGUACUUUGUUUGUUACCGUGAUGUCAUGGCUGUUGUAUUCUUUCACAUUUGGCUAAGUUCCAGAAUUACAACUUGUAUCUAAAACUGAGCUGAAACAACACGUGAUGAUCUCCAUCAUGUGCGCUCUCACAUCCUGAUUGGGUGCAGGAAGUGCAGGGUUUAAAGAAAAGUUGUAUCUGUAGUUCCCUAUAUUCACCAAAUUGGAAGCAAAAAUACUGUUUUUACAAGCAAUAGCUGUGACCAAAUGGGUUGAGGCGAGGACGUCUGUAUAUUUAAGUUGUUUGAUGCACUUGCAUGGCCCCUAACUGUUAAAGUGCCUACUUUUGAAUACAUUCCAUGUAGUUAACUAAGGCCUUUUUAUAUUAAAUGAUGGAAAAUGGUGAACAAAUUCUUUUUUUAAAAUUCCUAUUUCCUCUUUCUCCUCACAGUUUUGAAUGAGGUUAAAGAGAAUUAUUGACUUAAAGAAAGUAAACUGAAAGUAAACCUGUUGAAUGUAUUUCUCUGGCCAUGGUUUUUCACUACAAUCCUUUCUAAGGGAGUUUAUAUUAAAAACUCAUAUUUUUUGUAACUUGAUUGCAGUUAAAACCAAUAAACCCUGUAUUUUUGAAAGAA
Esox lucius (northern pike) is the source of this 3862-nucleotide messenger RNA. It is a transcript of the gene zfp36l1a, whose product is annotated as zinc finger protein 36, C3H type-like 1a. Lineage: Eukaryota; Metazoa; Chordata; Actinopteri; Esociformes; Esocidae. The record is from RefSeq and is a predicted model, not a curated record. Gene Ontology annotation, molecular function: mRNA binding; metal ion binding. Bases 419 to 1543 code for a protein of 374 amino acids. The transcript has 2 exons.